Macroventuria anomochaeta is the source of this 606-nucleotide messenger RNA. RefSeq lists its product as uncharacterized. The transcript has a single exon. Bases 1 to 606 code for a protein of 201 amino acids. The record is from RefSeq and is a predicted model, not a curated record. NCBI's taxonomy places the organism in Eukaryota, Fungi, Ascomycota, Dothideomycetes, Pleosporales, Didymellaceae.
AUGGCGACACCGUGGCCUCAGCAGCCCGCAUGGCCAACCCCUUUCCGCGAGCAUGCUACACGCCUCAGCACCUACCUUCAGGACGCGCUGACUUGUAUUGAUCGCACGCAGAGCCAGCCCGUGCCGGCAGACCUCGUCAAGGUCAUCAUCCACGGCACGCUGACGUUCAUACUGAAAGUGCAACAUGCGCCUGACCUCAGCACGGUGUGCGACGCGCUUAGCAUUAUGCAAACGGAGGCCAAAGCGUCCACAGAAAACGCCGCGCAAAUGCUUGAUGUUGUCAAGCACGAGCUCAAGACUGACAUUAAGAACACCGCCAAAACCGUCCACGCUAUCGCCACAAACGUACAACAAAACAUGAGGAACGGAGAGGAAGCAAGGACCGCAGCCAAGGAGGCAGUCGAGGUAGGUAAAGCAAACCUGCAGAUGGCAAGGCAGAUCAAAAACGCAGGACCGCAGACAGGUGGCGUGCUCAGCUACGCUGCGAUUGCAGCGAGGGGCGCACCGCUAGCAAGUACAGCGAAUACACAAGUUCUCAGAAUGGCUCCUAUGCAGACGCAGCGUGAAGUCGUCGUGACCAUUAGAGACCCCAAAUACAGUGCUUAG